UGAUAAGGCUUGCUGCAUUGCCAAAUUGUGCUUUGCGUAAAUUUCUUAUUUCAUGUUAUUUUAAAAAUCAUGAUUUUGGCACAAAAUCUGCAUUCUCUGGCCAACGUUGUUCGUCAAUAAUGCUGAUUUUGUUGGAUACUGUUAACAUUCGGAUAAGACAAAGUAUCAAUACUCAUCAACUGGGUGACAAAAUCAUCUCAAAUGUAUAUAGCUAGCAACACUGUAUCCUUGAUUUGACAAAAUUUCAAGUUCUUUCAUUCUUUGUGUUGUUUUUUCUCAAAAACCGUGCAAACAAAAAGAUAUAUCGUUAUCGAGAAAGUAAUUAAACUGUGUUUGUUCAAAUAUAGUAUCCCGAGUUUGAUAUCGGGAACCGCAUACAUUUUGCAUCAAUAUUUUCAAUCGGUGACUCAAAUCAUUCCGUUCGUCUACCAAUUUGUGUUUAUUGUUGCUCUGAAAUCCUUCAAAUUCUUGUUUCCUGCAUCACAUUCGAGUAGAAAAAUUCUUAAAAUAUGAACUGCAUUUAGCAUUAAAAGUGAGACAAUACAUGAGUUGAAAAGGAAUCAAAUAGAUCUAUAAUAUGGCUGGAAUGUCGCCAUCAGAAAGAAGGUUGCAAAAAGAACUUAUGUCUCUAGUGAAAGAGCCUCCGCCAGGAGUUUCCGUAGAUCCAGAUAUAGCAGAGAGGAACUUGCUACAUUGGAUCAUUGACAUCAGAGGAGCUGCUGGGACGUUAUAUGAAGGAGAAAGAUUCCAGUUGCAGUUCAAAUUUAGCAACAAGUAUCCAUUCGACUCUCCUGAGGUAACCUUUGUGGGGCAGAACAUCCCUGUCCAUCCUCACGUGUACAGUAAUGGUCACAUCUGUUUGUCAAUUUUGACCGACGACUGGUCGCCGGCGCUUUCUGUUCAGUCGGUCUGUCUGUCGAUCAUGUCCAUGCUCAGUAGUUGCAAAGAAAAACAACGACCGCCAGAUAAUGCUUUUUAUGUCAAGACUUGUAACAAGAAUCCCAAGAAGACAAAGUGGUGGUAUCACGACGAUUCCGUUUGAGAAGUACGAGUAUUUGUAUAGAAGCAACUUAAAUAUUAUGGUGAUAAUUUAUAAUUAAAAAUUAAAAUUGAUCUUGUUAUAUGUGGUUUUAUUUUUCUUGAAAUUCAAAGCAAAUCUUAUUAGUCAGUCAAUUUUUCUGUAUAGUGCCUAUUUCAUGUUAUUUUGAUGAAAUAAAUAUUUUAAGCUGUUAAA
This is a messenger RNA of Acanthoscelides obtectus, 1234 nucleotides long. The record is from the annotation of a GenBank genome assembly. NCBI's taxonomy places the organism in Eukaryota, Metazoa, Arthropoda, Insecta, Coleoptera, Chrysomelidae.